This is a messenger RNA of Clunio marinus, 600 nucleotides long. The record is from the annotation of a GenBank genome assembly. NCBI's taxonomy places the organism in Eukaryota, Metazoa, Arthropoda, Insecta, Diptera, Chironomidae.
AUGUCUGUUAUCAAAUAUAUUGGUCGAAGAACUGAUUUUCGUGGAAAAUCGAUGUGGGAAAUUGUCAGCAAUCUGAAAAACUUCGGUGUGGGUCGAAUUCUUGUUCGAUCUAUGUUUGAAAGAUACCCAGAAAACAGUUGGAUCAAAAUUUUGAAAGUAGAAGCAUGUCCACCGACACCACCAGACUUUUAUGAUACCUUAAGAAGAGUUAAGAUAACUGCUGAAAGAGUAUUUCGUGGAAAAAAAUUUGAAAAGCCUAUAUUAAUAGAAAAAGUUUCGUACAAAACUGAUUACCGUCUUCUUUCGAAAAAAGAAGAAGCAGAUUAUUGUAAGUUGUCUCAACGCGAAGAGAAACUCUUACCAUUGGAAAUGGAUCUGCCACCACUUUUAAGAGAAUUUGUGUUUAAAGAAACUGGAAGAAAGGACGUAAAAAUGAAGAUAGUCGCAAACGAAUCUUUAUACAACAAUGCACGAAGAGUUAAAGAAAAUGAGACUCCAAAUUGUGAAGUCCCAAUUGGCUUGGGUACACCACAUCCAACAUCUAGAAGUCUCUACGAAGGCAUAGAACUUAAAUAGUGAUGAAAUGUGUUUAGAAAACCU